GAAACAGUCCGCCGGAAGGGGAGGGACCACGCUCUGGAAAGUCCCGUGCGCCUCUCUCACGUCAGUAGAGGGCGGAAGCGCAGACUCCAGGAUGCGGUUCCUGGUGGCGUUGCUCCUGCUGAGUGUCUCGGUGGCGAGAGCUCUGCCGUCCGUCCCUAAUCCAGACACCCCAUCAGGUGAAGAGAGUUCUACGAUUCAGCCUUCCAAAGAUAACGGCUCCAAAGAGUUCUCCAAGUCCCUGCCUCCUGAGUCUUCUAACCAGGAAAAGACUACGGAUCAGAGCCAAAAGUCGGAUAAAAAAGGCCAGAACAAGACGACUCCGACAGCAGGUUCCAGUAAGGAAUCUAGUCAGCCGACCGUUGCGACCAAUGUCAAUGUGGGUGAUUCCAGAAGGCAGCCCCAGACAGCAGGUGCCAAGUUGAACGAAACUGCACAGGAGCUCUCACCAGUCGACCUCAAACAGGAAAAGUCUGGUCAGAGUUCCACAAAAGAUUCAGGCAAGCCCACUGAAGAUGACUCUCAUAAGCCCACAGGGGGCGAUUCAGGCAAGCCCACAGAAGUUGGUUCAAAGAAGCCCACAAAAAAUGAUUCAGGGAAGCCCACAGAAGUUGGUUCGAAGAAGCCCACAGGGGAUGAUUUAGGGAAGCCCACAGAAACUGGUUUGAAGAAGCCUACAGGGGAUGAUUCAGGGAAGCCCACAGAAGUUGAUUCGAAGAAGCCCACAAAUGAUGAUUCUGACAAGCCCAUCUCCAAAAUCUCCUCAGAUACGGAGACUCUGAAGACUGACAAAGUCCAGCCAACAGAAAAAGGACAGAAACCAACACUUACUUCCAAAACUGAAUCUGGGGAAAAAUUGGCAGGGGACUCUGACUUCUCUUUAAAGCCAGAGAGAGGAGAUAAGUCUUCAGAACCUAUUGAAGAUGUGGAAACCAAGGAGAUUGAAGAGGGUGAUACAGAGCCGGAAGAAGGCUCACCUCUUGAAGAAGAGAAUGAAAAGGUGCUGGGCCCUUCCUCCAGUGAGAACCAAGAGGGGACACUUACAGAUUCUAUGAAGGAUGAGAAAGAUGACCUUUAUAAGGACAGUUCUGGAAACACCAGUGCAGAGAGCAGCCACUUCUUUGCAUAUCUGGUGACCGCUGCUGUUCUUGUUGCUGUCCUCUAUAUUGCUUACCACAACAAACGGAAGAUUAUUGCUUUUGCCCUGGAAGGGAAAAGAUCCAAAGUCACUCGGAGGCCAAAGGCCAGUGACUACCAACGUUUGAACCUAAAGCUUUGAUUUUUAUUUUAUCUGCAAGAACCUUGUCUUCCCUGCUGAUUUGUUUCUGAAUCAAGAGAAGUGAAAAGACUGUGACCUCCGCUGGGGUUUGGUGGCAAGUCUGGGCUGGCAGAGAUGGGAUUGCUUCAGGUUUUGCACCUGCACUUUGAUGACAUUGUCCUCUGGUGAUAUUUUAUUUACUUUUGUGUUCCCUUUAUGCUGAUGUGUUCCAUCAUCCUUUCUUCCUUAGAGUGCAAGUGGAAGGAGCGUGUAGAAACAUGGAUGUGACCAAAGGAAGACCCCCACCUUAGGCAGGCCACACGAUAGUCCACCCUCCCAUAGCCUCUUUAUCUUUGCAAUCCUAGGCACAAUCUAUAGAGAGGUGCUUUCCAGACAAGAUGUAGAAGAUGGUUAUAUGGGAUGCUGAGGGGUUGAAUAUUUAAUCUCUAGAGGCCUCAGCUGCAAACCAGAGUAGCAAGUUAAAGAGUGUUGAAGUCUGAUCCAUCUGAUAGUCUAUGUAUUUCUCUGAAAGUUUGCACUCUAGUUGUACUAGCAUAAAAGGGACUCGAGGUUUCUUAAAGUAAAGUCACUGUUUCAUGGGAUUUAAAAAAAAAAAUGUGGUGAUGAUCAUUGAACCAGUGUGUUCUUGCAUAUAGUCAUCCCAAUAGGAACUUCCUGGAAAGAGGCAGGUUAGUGCUUUGUGGAAGAAAACACAUAGGAUGGAUUUAGUAUGCAGGAAAGAGGUUUUCUACAAAUUCAGUUUUGCCUUUAUUGCCUGCAGUAGAUAGAUAUUUAGAAACUUACUGCAUUCUCCACACUCCUCCUUGCUGUUUAAGAUGCCCGGGGAAUGAGUAAAAUCUUUCCUAUCUUGUCAUAUCUGGUCAUGAAAGUGUAAGAAACCAAGUAGGUUCCCUGAGAUAACUGAAGAUGUCUUGGAUUAUGCUGUGUCUAGUUUUAUUCCAGUCUAUGUGGUUAUGCCUAAAGAGAGAAAAAGUCUCAGCUAAUCUCAGGGAUGUAGAAAGAAUAAAAAAGAGAAAUAUGUGAGUCCUGUGCUGUUGGAGAAAUCAGUCUAAAGAAAAACUGGUCUUGGAGUUCUUUCCCCAUGCUGACUGCUGCUGUAGUUGAAGUAGAAGUUUGUAUUCUUGGCAGGUGGCAUUCUAGAAAUAAGGCCAUUGCUACUAUUAACUCAACUGUCCACAAAGCUUCUAUUACUUCUUCAGCUUUCCUUAAUACCUCUUUAGUUCCCCACUUCCAUUUUUCUCUUCCUCUUUAGACCUGUUUGUACACCUCUGAAUGAACACCUUCCCUUACAGCCAGUAUGCAUGCCAUACCUAUCAUGUUCUAGUAGGUGUUGCUUCUGUUAUUACCUUCCCUCCUCUCCCUGACAUUUGCAGAUUUGCCUUGGUCUGUUUUCAUCCUGUUUCUCAAGGUUACUCAGUUAACAGAUCACCAAAUUCAACAGCUCAUUUUCACAGCUUGUAACACUUGGUAAUGAUGGAUGCUGGGGUCUAUGCAUUUUGACAUUAUGGUUGUCUCUUGCAAAUUGUCCUUAGCCUUAUCUUAUGGGAGUGGGGGAAGGGUGCCAAGUCUCUACUGCUUUGACUGUCUCCAUAAAUCCAUCCAUUCUUUAUCCUCUCUGUGACUCUUAUAUUUUCUUUGGCCUCCUUCCCAAGAACUCAGUUCUGCUAUAUGCUAAAUAACUCAGCCACAUUGUCUGGUUGUCACAUAACCAGAGUUUCUCUCUUAUACCUAUUACGUUCCUCUAUCCUUCAGUUUCUUUAAUCAUCUGAAAACUCCUCACUAUAAACUAAUAACAUUUUUAUUACCACAGAAGUCCAAUUUGUUUUCUCUUUUUUUAAGAAAUUAUAUCUAGGUAUACUAUCCAUUAAUUUUCAGGAACCAGGGGAAUUGACCUUACCAGUUUUGGAAACAUUGAUCAUUCCAGAAUGUACCCUGGUCUGAAGCUUCUGUCUGAAGUAGUAUUCUAGGCUACAGAUUCCUACUUGGCUUCACUGUCUGGCACUCUGUCUCUGCCCUCAUCAUGUCCUUUUUAUUCUAGCUUUUCAAGGUUGCUCUAUGGUAGGCUGUUCCCCUCCUUUCAGCCUACCCAGGUCCUGUGUUUGGAAUAUGCAUAGUGCUUCUUCCUACAUUGAACACACUUGAUUGGUUUUUUCCAUUUCACAUUGAUAGCUCUUACUGUCACCCUCAUCUUGGAACUUAAGUGUAACAUAGUUCUGAUGUUCUGUGGUCUCCCCCAAGAAAAUUAAGGUCUGAGAGACAGCCAUUGGCAUUGUUAUAUCAGCCAGGGACCUUAGGGGUCAAAUUUCUUGUUGGAGGUGUAGCUGAAACUGGGGCUCACAUAGCUCUUCCUGGCUACUGCUUGCAUUGACCUUAUCAUUGUUGACUUUUGCUCUAGAAGGGCAAGAAGGCAGGCUGACUUUUAGUAGCAAAGAUUGACAGUGAGUGGACAGACAUGUGAAGGAUUGCCAAUCUACAAAGCCUCACCCUCUUUGGGCUGCUGGCAGAUGUUUCUUGUGCUGACAGCAUACAGUGGAAUUUGUUUUCACUUGAGAAGUUGCACUGAAGGAAAUGGGUCCCACCAAAGAAAAGUUAUUUUUAGGACUUUUUUUGUUUGUUUGUUUUUUGAAGGUAGAAUACUUGAAGCAUAUUUCCUAGAGUGUGUGUGGAUGAUAAUGUCCAGCUGAGGUAUCUAUACCAGGGAUUGGGCUGGCAUGUAAGAACUAUAUGAAGCCUCAAGUAGCACUCCUGUAGACUUUUCUGAGCUUGCUUUCCUUCUCAGUGUUUGGCUAAAGGGCAAUUUCUUUUUUUUGAUUUUUUUUUUUGAGACAGGGUUUCUCUGUGUAUCCCUGGCUGCCCUGGAACUCACUCUGUAGACCAGGCUAGCCUUGAACUCAGGAAUCCGUCUGUCUCUGCCUCCCAAGUGCUGGGAUUAAAGGCGUGCAACACCACCAUCCGGCCAAAGGGCAAUUUCUUAAGGGGAACCUGCUUGAGGUAUAACUGUUAACAGUUUGUUUUCCUGCUAUGAAUUACAGAAGCCAGUUCCGGACAACAACUAACAAAAUGUGCUAACAUGUUUUCUCCUAGAAACAGAGGUCUGUACCCUUCAGAGUUCCCCUGGUAGUGAUGCUCUUUCUUUUUUCUUCAGGGCAUGGUAUGCUUUGCACAUAUCUUGAGCCAUUUGAAUGCAGAGAAGGGUGUGCCAGACCCUGUGCCAUAAUUUCUCAAAACUGCUUACUAGGAAGGUUCUGUUUGGCAUUGCCUUAAGAAAGCUGUAAAGAGUCAGGUGUGGUGAUGCACGCCUUUAACCCCAGCACUCAGGAGGCAGAGGCAGAAGGAUCUCUGUGAGUAUGAGGCCAGCCUGGUCUAGAAUACCAAGUUCAGGCAGCCAAAGUUAACACAGUGAUAGCUUGUGUCCCCUCCCCACCCCUACCCCCAAAAAAGGAAAGGAAGAAAAAGAAAAAAGCAGAAAGCUGUAAAGAGAUGUUGAAAUUUAAAUACAUCAUGAUGGCUCAGUUUGUUUAGUUCCAUGCUCAUGUGUGACUGUAAGUAUUUUAGCUUAGAAACUGUAGUUUGGAUCUCAGCCUGCAUAGCAUAGCCAACUACCCAUGAAGCUGGCCUCCUCACACUGUUAGGAAUUUAAUUCAACCUACCAUGUGUGUAAGUAAAUGAGUGAAUGUUGAAAUUAUUUUCCUUGUCUUGUUUCCCCGGUUAGAUUGCCACUGUUAGCCAUGUUUUGUAUUUUCACCUUUUUUGUAACUUAACUGUAAUGGCUUAAUUUUAUUUUUUUAAAGCUUAUUGUGGUAUAAUAAGUAUUUUUCAGUAUAUUUUACUGAGCUUCUGUAAAUGGAAUCAUAGCGUAGUUUCAUGUCAUUAUUGAAUAGAAAUCAAUAAAUUUCAGAUAUCAAAGCA
Messenger RNA from Mastomys coucha (southern multimammate mouse), 5185 nucleotides. It is a transcript of the gene Tgoln2, whose product is annotated as trans-golgi network protein 2. The transcript is spliced from 4 exons. Gene Ontology annotation, cellular component: endosome; trans-Golgi network transport vesicle; trans-Golgi network. NCBI's taxonomy places the organism in Eukaryota, Metazoa, Chordata, Mammalia, Rodentia, Muridae. The coding region runs from base 92 to 1276 and encodes 394 amino acids. The record is from RefSeq and is a predicted model, not a curated record.